Cyphellophora europaea CBS 101466 is the source of this 1839-nucleotide messenger RNA. RefSeq lists its product as uncharacterized. The coding region runs from base 1 to 1839 and encodes 612 amino acids. The record is from RefSeq and is a predicted model, not a curated record. The transcript is spliced from 2 exons. NCBI's taxonomy places the organism in Eukaryota, Fungi, Ascomycota, Eurotiomycetes, Chaetothyriales, Cyphellophoraceae. Gene Ontology annotation, biological process: transmembrane transport. Gene Ontology annotation, molecular function: transmembrane transporter activity.
AUGCCAGGCAGCAAAUCUACAGGCACAGAUGCUCGCGACUACCAACAUGUAGCGGAACAAGAGUCGCCACUGCUGUCCGACAGCGACGACGACACCCUACAGGGCACCGACGUCUACGCCAAGGCCGAAGCGUCCCAACAUGCACGACCGGUUCGACCGACGCUCGGUCUCGACCCAACGCCAUCCACCAUCCUUCCACGCCGCCACUCCUUCAUCGACGAGGAAGAGCAGCCCCACCCCGAAGUCCCCGGCCUGACGCCCAAGCCCAAAGACGCCCCCGUGACCUGGACGUCGCUCCCGCAAAAGACGCAACUCGCCGUCCUGACCCUGGCCCGUCUCUCAGAACCCCUCAGCGAACGCUCCCUGUCGGCCUACAUGUUCUAUCAGCUCCGUUGGUUCAGUCCGGACGCCUCAGAAGCCACCAUUGCCUCUCAGGGCGGCAUCCUCACCGCCGCUUUCGCCGCCGCGCAGUUCCUGACCGCCGUCUGGUGGGGUAGGGCGGCGGACUCGCCCUGGAUAGGGAGGAAGCCGGUGCUACUUGUGGGGUUGUUCGGGACGUUCCUGGCCAGUGUGGGGAUCGGCUUCAGCACGAGCUUUGGGUUUGCGCUGUUCUGUAGGAUCAUGGCGGGGUUCCUCAAUGGGAAUAUUGGGGUGAUGAGAACGAUGAUUAGUGAGAUUAUCAAGGAGAAGAAGUAUCAAUCGCGCGCGUUCCUGCUGCUGCCGAUGUGCUUCAACGUUGGAGUGAUUAUCGGGCCCAUCUUAGGCGGAUUCCUCGCCGACCCGGUUCAAUCAUUCCCCUCCACCUUUGGACCUGGCUCUUCGCUUGGCGGCAAAGAUGGUGUUUCUUGGAUGAAGAGCUACCCGUACGCCCUUCCGAACCUCGUCUCCGGUAUCUUCAUCUUCUGUUCCGCACUUGGCGUCAUCUUCUUCCUGGAGGAGACCCACGAAGCGCUCCGCCACAAACCCGACUGGGGCCGCAAGACCGCGAAGUUCAUCGCCCGUCACGUCUUCCGCUCCCGCACUGAGGACGGCGACUACCGCUACGCGCCCCUGCACGGGCACUCGACAAGCGAAACCCUCGACCUGGAAGACCACCCAACCCCGUCCACAACCUCCCACCCCGUCACGCCCGCCGCGCCGCCCACUCCGCCCCGCGUCACACCCCUCCGCAGCAUCUUCACCCGCAACGUCACGCUCACGCUCCUCUCGCACCACCUCCUCGCCCUCCACGUCAGCACCUUCAACGCCCUCAUCUUCCUCCUUCUCCCCACACCACGCUCCCACAACACCACCGCCCACCUCCCCUUCCUCUUCACGGGCGGCCUCGGCCUCACCACCGAGCAAGUCGGCGUCGCCACCGCCAUCAUCGGCGCCAUCGGCCUCCCCCUCCAAAUCCUGCUGUACCCCUCCCUCAACACCCGCCUCGGCACCCUGCGCGCCUACCGCCUCUUCUUGCCCUUUAGCGUCGCCGCCUACAUCCUCUUGCCGUUUUGCGUUUUGCUGCCCGCGACGCCGUCCUGGCUCGUCUGGCCCGCUUUGACCGCAGUCUUUGCCCUGCAGGUGCUGAGUCGCACGUUCGCGCUGCCCAGCACGGUGAUUUUGGUGAAUAAUAGCGCGCCGGGCCCGAGGGCGUUGGGCACGAUUCAUGGGUUUGCGCAGAGCGUGAGCUCGGGGGCUAGGACGGCGGGGCCGGUGCUGGGUGGGUGGGCGCUGGGGUGGGGUUUGAGGGGGAACUGUGUGGGAGGGGUGUGGUGGGGGAUGGCGGGCGUGGCGGGCGUGAAUUGGGCGCUGUUGUGGUGGAUUUGGGAGGGGGAUGGAAGCGGGGGGAGGGCUGUGUAG